This is a messenger RNA of Rodentolepis nana, 963 nucleotides long. The record is from the annotation of a GenBank genome assembly. NCBI's taxonomy places the organism in Eukaryota, Metazoa, Platyhelminthes, Cestoda, Cyclophyllidea, Hymenolepididae.
AUGGAUUCUCUAAAGAAAACUUCUGAAAAAUUAAACGAUUCUAGUGAACGGAUUGCAGUAGAGGGAUGCAAUUCUCAACCAAAUAUACCACAAAUUCUUCCAGUCGCGGACAUUAAUCUGCUAACAGCGGCUCUAUUUCAAUCAAUCCUUGCUUCAGAGCUAUCAAAAAAUGCUUGGGAACUUUUCCAGGCUUCGACGCAAGCAGCACCAUCUGAUAUCAAUCCUCUUGAUCUUAGAACCAUUUCCCUUCCAUUCGCCUCUAACUCGACGAAUAAACCUAAUCUAAAUGAGAUCAAGGGUUUAGACCUUCGACUACUUAGCUUUCCAUUCAUGUUGAAUUCUUCGAAUGUUCCCAUUAAGAACGAGAUACCUAUUGAAGAACCACAAUCUCAAAGUAAACAAUUUAGGUCGAUUCUGCCCAAAAUAGAUGAGUGUGAAAUGGAGAGGCCUCUAGAUUUUUUAAACUACUCAACAGAACAUCGUUGUCCCUAUGCAGGUUGUGACAAAACAUUUCGAUUCAAUCAUGCCUUAGUUAAUCACUACAGAAUUCAUACAGGAGAAAAGCCACAUGCCUGCGAUUUUCCUGGAUGUAAAGCUGCUUUUGCUAGACAUUCCAAUCUCGUAACACAUCGAAUGAUCCACCUGAACCGAUCUAUGCGGAAGACAUUUGACUGUCCAGUUCCUGGUUGUGAUAAAAACUUCUUGAAGAAAGCCAAUCUAGAUGACCACAUGAAUAUCCAUCUGAAUAAACGACCAUAUGCUUGCGACUAUCCAAAUUGUGGAAAGGCGUUUAGAUGCAGGAGUAAUUUAAGUGGACAUAAGAGAGUACACGUACGACUGGAAGCGAAGAAAAGAGCGAGUAAAAUUUCAUCCCUGGAGGAGAACAUCAAUUCGUCAUCGGGUGAGGCUGAAAUCUGUGAUGACCAUCAGGAUGAUGGUGAGGUGAUACAAAGAGAAACGUGA